AUGCUUGAUUGUCUUGAACAUCAUCCAUUUGAAAGUCUUGCACGAGCAAUAGUUUGCAAUACUGUACAACGUUUUGCACCUGAAUGGAUUAAAACACCAAUUGAAGUUCUUGCACGAGCCAUGUGUUUUAAUACAUUUACAAAAAACCGUCCAAGUAUUGAAAUUCUUGACAAUCAUGCAAUAUUUCGUCUUGCUGAACAACAACCUUUUGUAACAAAAGAACAAACGAACACUGCAAAUGAACAUUAA
Rotaria sp. Silwood1 is the source of this 249-nucleotide messenger RNA. Lineage: Eukaryota; Metazoa; Rotifera; Eurotatoria; Philodinida; Philodinidae. The record is from the annotation of a GenBank genome assembly.